CAGCUCAAAACCCUGGCAGUGUUACAAUGAAGUUUACACUAGACACUUUCCCUGCUCUGCUGGUUCUGGGAAUCUGCAUUCACUUUGCAGUUCACAAUGCAGAGGGUCAACAUAUUCCAAACCGCUGUGCCUGUCUAAAAUCCAGGAAUGGACUCUUGGGACCAUUUUCAGAUUUUACUGUCACUUUAAAAAGAUCUGGCUGUACACGAGACGAAAUUAUAGUGAUGCUGCAGAAGGACACCCGAAAGGUGUGUUUAAGUCCUCAUGGACCUCAGGGGAAAAGACUGCUGAAAUGUUGGCACAGGAAACAGAAAGAGGGCAAAGACGUGAAGAAAUGCAUAAAAAGACUCCAACCACGGCAACGUACCAAAUCAAAGAUGACAAAAAGACAAUGAGAGCAGCAGGAUGAUGGCAGCUAUCUCACAUAGUCCUGAACACACCACUGUGUAAAUACUUUUACAAACUUUACAGAAAGGGCUGGCCCCAGUCAUAGUUAGUUAAAUUACAGCAAAUGUAAAGAAGUCAGUGCUGGUUUAGGUAACGGUUAGAAAAGAAGUGAAAAGGAUUUUGCACUAUGUUUGUACAGAUUUAAAAAUAAAUAAAUAAAAAUGUAAUGUAUAUGUACAGUAUUUUUUUUUAUAAUAAAUUGUUA
Messenger RNA from Clarias gariepinus (North African catfish), 652 nucleotides. RefSeq lists its product as uncharacterized. The coding region runs from base 27 to 395 and encodes 122 amino acids. The transcript is spliced from 4 exons. Lineage: Eukaryota; Metazoa; Chordata; Actinopteri; Siluriformes; Clariidae. Gene Ontology annotation, cellular component: extracellular region. Gene Ontology annotation, biological process: immune response. The record is from RefSeq and is a predicted model, not a curated record. Gene Ontology annotation, molecular function: chemokine activity.